Messenger RNA from Strigops habroptila (Kakapo), 2521 nucleotides. RefSeq names its product developmentally regulated GTP binding protein 2 (gene DRG2). NCBI's taxonomy places the organism in Eukaryota, Metazoa, Chordata, Aves, Psittaciformes, Psittacidae. The record is from RefSeq and is a predicted model, not a curated record. The transcript has 13 exons. Bases 83 to 1177 code for a protein of 364 amino acids. Gene Ontology annotation, biological process: cytoplasmic translation. Gene Ontology annotation, cellular component: cytoplasm. Gene Ontology annotation, molecular function: GTP binding; GTPase activity.
CCCGGACGUUGAAGGCGGCCCCGGCGGCAGUUCCGGAGCGCGGCGUGCGGGCCCCGCGGAGCGCGGCGGGCCCGGCCCCGCCAUGGGCAUCCUGGAGAAGAUCUCGGAGAUCGAGAAGGAGAUCGCCCGCACGCAGAAGAACAAAGCCACUGAGUAUCACCUUGGCCUGCUGAAGGCGAAGCUUGCAAAAUACAGAGCUCAGUUGCUAGAACCCUCCAAAUCCUCGGCUGCUAAGGGAGAAGGCUUCGAUGUGAUGAAAUCUGGAGAUGCCCGAGUGGCACUGAUCGGUUUUCCUUCCGUGGGUAAGUCCACGUUUUUGAGUUUAAUGACCUCAACCGCCAGCGAAGCUGCAUCUUACGAGUUCACAACCCUGACAUGUAUCCCGGGAGUCAUAGAAUACAAAGGAGCCAAUAUUCAGCUGCUGGAUCUGCCUGGAAUCAUCGAAGGAGCAGCACAAGGGAAGGGCAGAGGUCGGCAGGUAAUAGCUGUGGCCAGGACAGCAGAUGUGGUGAUUAUGAUGCUGGAUGCCACGAAGGGUGAAGUGCAGAGGGCCUUGCUGGAGAAAGAACUGGAAUCUGUAGGAAUCCGGCUGAACAAAAGCAAACCAAAUAUCUACUUCAAGCUGAAGAAGGGUGGAGGUAUCUCCUUCAACUCAACCGUCACGUUGACUCAGUGCUCCGAGAAGCUGGUGCAGCUCAUCCUCCAUGAAUAUAAAAUCUUCAACGCUGAGGUUCUCUUCAGAGAGGAUUGUUCUCCUGAUGAGUUCAUUGAUGUGAUUGUAGGCAACAGGGUCUACAUGCCGUGCCUCUACGUUUAUAACAAGAUUGACCAGAUAUCUAUGGAGGAAGUGGAUCGUCUCGCUCGGCGGCCCCACAGUGUUGUAAUCAGCUGUGGUAUGAAACUGAACCUGGAUUACUUGCUGGAGAAGCUCUGGGAAUACCUGGCACUUACCUGCAUCUACACCAAGAAACGAGGACAGAGACCAGACUUUACAGAUGCCAUUAUUCUGCGGAAAGGGGCCUCUGUGGAGCACGUGUGCCAUCGGAUCCACAGGUCGUUAGCCAGCCAGUUCAAAUAUGCCUUGGUGUGGGGGACAAGCACAAAAUACAGCCCUCAAAGAGUGGGCUUAACCCAUAUGAUGGAGCACGAAGAUGUCAUUCAGAUCGUAAAGAAGUAACUCGUUGCUGGUGCCUGGCCUCAUCUUUAAUCACUACAAUUGGAACUGACCACAUAAAAGCAAAAGAAACCAAACAAAAAAAGAAACAAGAAAUUAACAAAAAAAGAGAAAGAAAAAGAAAAAGGAAAGGGGAGACGUGUUCCACAGCCAAGAAGGCUUCUGUGAAGCUCCUUCUCUUGGAGAAAGGCAAAAGCUGAGGCUACUCUACUGUGCAUGCAGGUGGGGAUGGGGAAGAUGAGGUUCCAUCAGGUGAAGUAUUGUCUCCUAAAAAUAAGAGCCACUUCUUCUAGGCCACAGUUCCCACAGGUAGUGGUGUCCUGCUCCUAGUAGGGACAGGGUUUGCACAUGGAUACAUGUGUUAACCUGCAUGUGGCUUGUUUAACCAGUGGGUUUGUGAGGACAAACCUGGCCCUGUGCUUUGGGACAGGCAAGCCAGGGCUGAGGGAACAUUGCUGAUGCUUUGCUGCUUAUCCAUUCACUUAGAUUAAGCAUUGAUCUGAAAGAGAAACGAAGUUCUCCCUCCCCUGCUCACUGGAAUCAUUGUCUCUGCAGCUUUCACCAUUGGAGACUUUGGUCUCUGCAUCUGAGACAACCCCUGGUAAAUUUAUCAUGGUCCCACCUCAGUUAACAUGAAAACGUGGCGCUCUGUGCCUCUCCUUAGCUCUGCAGUAGGGUUUGUAGGACACCCUGCUCCAGCUGGUACUGAGAGAGAUGAGGAAUGGGACUUUGCUAAUGAAUGAUUAACCUGGCCAAACUGCAGCAGGGUACGAUCAAAGAGCCACGCUCCGCAGCGAGGAGUCACUUGUGGCAUAUUGCUCAUCGAGGAGCUCCUUUGCUCUUGUGUCCUUUGCUCAUCCUGCCCAUUAGGCCUCAAGAAUCUUGCUGGGGAUCUCCUCCUUUCUCAGUCAUGCCCCUAAAUUGCAGUAACAGCUCUUUGAGCUCCAAGUACCACCCCAUGCCGUGGGUUUCACCCUGUGCCAUGGUUUUCACCCCAGCCCUGUAACCGUCGUUGCUUGUCUGGCUGUUUUUCAUCAGAAAUCUGGGAUUUUUCUAAUCAUGCUUUUUUCCUUCAAUACUGAUGCUAAACAAUUGAGAGUGCCUGAUAGAGAACAGCUCUUUCCUUCUGGGAUCAAGAGUUGCCAAUAGUUUUUAUUUUCUUUCAUGGAAGAAAAAGGGUUCGGUGUGAUGUGGAUCCUUAACUGUGAGGACAGGUCUGAUGGCAAACUUGUCUGAGCAGGGCUCCUUCCCUCUCCUUUGUGCUCCUCCCCACCCCUAACACACUGAUCGAGCAGAAAUGGAAGGAUUAUUUUAUUUGAGGAAAUAAAAGUUGCUAUUUCAUGUGAA